Spodoptera frugiperda (fall armyworm) is the source of this 949-nucleotide messenger RNA. Its product is annotated as RWD domain-containing protein 1. Gene Ontology annotation, molecular function: protein binding. NCBI's taxonomy places the organism in Eukaryota, Metazoa, Arthropoda, Insecta, Lepidoptera, Noctuidae. Bases 101 to 817 code for a protein of 238 amino acids. Gene Ontology annotation, biological process: cytoplasmic translation. The transcript has 5 exons. The record is from RefSeq and is a predicted model, not a curated record.
CAAUAAGACACAGACACAUACAAAAUGACAUUCGUUUGACAAUUUGUGUAUGUGGGAACUGUGGAAUCGCAACUAAAACGUGUGAAAUAAAAAAGAAAUCAUGGAUUACCAAUAUGAGCAGGCGAGCGAGGUGGAAGCUUUAGACUCUAUUUAUUAUGGAGAUAUGCAAAUUAUUGAAACAAAACCCUUCCACAAGUUUAGUAUACCUAUCAAAUCUGAAGGGUUUGAUGAAGGAGAAGGGCUCGCGUGUCAACUAGUCUUCACAUACACAGCAAAGUACCCGGAUGAGGUACCUGUAAUUGAAAUAGAGGAUGAAGAAAACUUUGAUGAUGUUGUUGAUAAGGAUGAGCUGCUCUCACAUUUAACAGAACAGGGAAAUGAAAACUUGGGCAUGGUGAUGGUGUUCACAUUGGUAUCAGCUGGACAAGAGUGGCUCAAUGUCAGAUGGGAUGCCAUCAAGAAAGAAAGAGAAGAACAAAUAUUAGCCAAGAAGAAGGCUGAGGAAGAAGCAGAACUGAAAAGGUUUGAAGGUACAAGAGUCACUGUGGAGUCCUUCCUGGCGUGGAGGAAACAGUUUGAGAUUGACAUGGGUAUACCCGCCAAAAGAGAGAAGGAACAAAAGGAUAAGAACAAGCUUACUGGCAGGGAGCUGUUCUUGAGGGACACUACACUCAAUGAGUCUGAUCUUAAAUUCCUUGAUGAUGGAGAUGCAGUCAAAGUGGAUGAAUCACUGUUUCAAGACUUGGAUGACCUUGACAUAUCUGAUGAAGAUGAUGCCGACUAUGUUCCCGGACAGAGUGGCAGUGAGAGUGAUUAGUACAUAGUGUGCCCCUCCUACAGGGGGCAGUGAACGAGUGAUAGAACUAUACGCCUCCUCGGCUGACGCGCGCUUCGAACAGAUGUGGUUUACAGUUACUCAGUUAUUGUUCAAUAAAACUACACAAACAUA